This is a messenger RNA of Olea europaea var. sylvestris, 6499 nucleotides long. RefSeq lists its product as uncharacterized. Gene Ontology annotation, cellular component: transcription factor TFIIIC complex. NCBI's taxonomy places the organism in Eukaryota, Viridiplantae, Streptophyta, Magnoliopsida, Lamiales, Oleaceae. Gene Ontology annotation, biological process: 5S class rRNA transcription by RNA polymerase III; transcription initiation at RNA polymerase III promoter. The record is from RefSeq and is a predicted model, not a curated record. Bases 546 to 6233 code for a protein of 1895 amino acids. Gene Ontology annotation, molecular function: DNA binding. The transcript has 20 exons.
ACCCUUGGAAAAACGUUUCGAACCCUUGACCAAACCCUGCAAAUCCAAUCUCUCGUGUACGCACAAAGAAUCUCAAUUGCCCCGCCAAAACCACCGUUCAACCACCAUCACAUGCCCAGGGCCGGUCCUGAGGUUUUCCAGUUCCAGAAUCCCAGAUUUCCUCUUCGCGGCUUGGCUAGUUGCCUUCGCUCAGUUAGCUGGAGCCUAGAGUCCCACUGGCCACUGUCUCAGACUCCUAGUAAGUUCAAACACCGAGUGGCCUCCUACCUCCAAUGCCCACAGGCCACAGCGUGAUUUUUCAAACACUCCUUGUACCUGGGCUUCAUCUGAGAUCUGACAUAUUGCUUCUGACUUCUGUCGAGUGGCUGGGCAUUUUUGUUGUCGAACGAGUGAGUUCGAGUUCCCUUCCCUAGCUCGUGAGUUGUGACAGUGGAAUUCUCAAAGGUGUAACUCCACAGUUUUCGUAUAACUUCUACUUCUCAGUCUUCGCCUCAGGCCCCGACAACCACAGAACUGGUCUUGUACAUGCCCAACUUCGCUGCCGCAUGGAUUCCAUGGUCCACUCAGCUCUGGAAGAAAUAUGCUCUCAAGGCGCCAAUGGGCUUCCCAUUCAGAACUUAUGGCCCAAACUUGGCUCGUCCCUCUCUUCCCACGGUCUAUCCCUCUGCCCCGAUGUGAAGCGGGCCCUAUGGGUCAACCUCCUGGACAUUCCGGGCCUUCAGUUCGGAAGCGGAGUUAAAGUUUCUUGUAAUUCCAAGGAGGAUUUGAUGAAGUACUCAGUUGAAGAAUGGGAACAGAUGAAUUUAAAAGUUGUAGCACCAGAAAGUCUGAGGAAUAAUUUUAUUGGAAUUUAUGAUGUUGCGGCCUCGGAUUCCGGUAUUUCCCAGCCCCAGCGUCGAGCUCUGGAACGCCUGGCAAUUGCACGAACAAAUGGGAUUACACAAAGUGAGCUUGCUAAGGAACUUGGCAUAAAAGGGAACAAAAUAUUCUAUGUACUGAAGAAACUCGAAACUCAGGGAUUGAUUGUGAGACAGUCAACUGUUGUUAGGACAAAAGAAUCAAGCAAUGAAGGCGAUCCAAAAAGUGGUUCCACUGUGACCACCAAUAUGCUUCACUUAUACCGUUAUGCGAAGCAUUUGGGUAGUCAACAGAGGCUUGAAAUCAUUAAAGAGGAUAAACCCUUCGUGGAUGGUGAGGUUGCAGAUGGGAAUGCUGCAACUGGCGAUGGCUUCAGCGAAGGCACUGCGAAAGAGGUUGUGCAUGUGAAGGAUUUUCUACCGGCACUAAAAGCUAUAUGCGAUAAACUCGAAGAGGCAGAGGGCAAGGUUCUGGUUGUCUCAGAUAUUAAGAGGGAUCUUGGAUAUCGAGGGACUCAGGGCCACAGAGCUUGGAGAAAUAUCUUUCACAGGUUAAAAGAUGCUCAUGUCGUAGAGGAGUGUUGUGUUAUGGCGAACAAGAAGGAAGUUAAUUGUUUGCGUCUGCUCAAAAAGUUCUCACCAUCAUAUUUUGAGCCAAAAUCUCAUGGACGUGGGCAUGAUAGUAUAGAUAUGGAGCAGCCAAUAAAUUUGGGAAAGAGAGGUCAAGCUACAGAACAGCUUGUAGAACUUCCCAUUCUGCGCCAAGUAUAUGAUAUUAUUGAUGCUGAGGGAUCAAAAGGGUUGACAAUUACAGAAGUGUGUAAAAGGCUUGGAAUACGCAAUAAGCCGUACUAUAAUCGACUUCUUAAUAUGUUCUCUAGAUUUGGAAUGCAUUUACAAGCAGAAAGCCAUAAUAGAUGUGUGGGCUACCGAGUUUGGUCAUCUGGUAACUUCAAUCCUGAAGCAACUAAUAUGGUUCCCAGUUUACCGGAAGUAGCACUGCUGGAAGGCACAGAAUCCAAUCAACAUGUUUUGGAUCUCAAUUCCCAUGAAAAUUUAGCUCAAUCUAUUCAGGUGGUAGGUGCUUCAACUUCAAAUGAUGAUGUUAGAGAUAUUGAUGAAAAUGAAUGGACUACAGUGGAACCAGAAUCUUCUAACUGUAUGAAAGUGGAUGCUGAAGGCCGGAAUACGCUGCUUUGUCCAAUUAAUUCACAGAAUUCUGUAACUGAACCCACCAAUGUAGUUCCUCAGGAGGAAUUACAGAUAGUGAGUAAAGAAAUUGUAAACACUGCUCCAAUUGAAAUGUGUCCUCCUGCUGUUUCAACGCCUUCUAAGCGACGAUCUCAACCGAGGUAUCCUUGUCUUACCAUGGGUGCUGUCAGCUCACAGAGAGAGCAGCGUAUUCUCAAAAUGCUGCAGGAGGAGAAGUUCCUUAUAAAACCUGAGUUACACCGACGCCUCGAGAGUCUCGAGAAGAAUAAGAAUACAAUGAUGGACAGGAAGACCCUAGAACGUACUCUGAACAAACUUCAGCGAGAAGGACAUUGUAAAUGUAUCCAUGUUAGCGUCCCUGCUUUGACAAAUUGUGGUCGCAGCAAGACAACAGAAGUGGUUCUCCACCCGUCUGUUUAUAAUGUAUCACCUGAAUUAGUAGGACAAAUUCAUGAUAGGAUGAGGUCUUUUGAAUCGCAAGUGCGCACUCAAUCUUACUCUCGACAGAAAAAGGGACAACCAAUUCCUGUGUUGGACAGCGUACAAAGAAUUCCAAAUAGUAUAAAAUUGGAUGUCCAAGCAGAUCGAGCAGAAGUGAUGCGUUCUAAUGGAUUUGUACUAGCAAAAAUGGUUCGAACAAAGCUUCUUCACAUUUUUCUAUGGGGUUGUGUCAGCAGUUCCCCUGGUUGGGAUGAUGCAUUAUUGUCUAGCAAUCAUGCUUAUGACUUAAAAAAUCCACACAGCACUUGUAAGUUGUUCGAAUUAGACAAGGCCAUUAAGUUCAUGCCACUAGAGUUGUUCCUACAAGUUGUAGGCUCUACUGAAAAGUUUGAGGAUAUGAUUGAGAAAUGUAGGAGUGGUCUUCGACUUUCAGAUCUUCCCGUGCAGGAGUCCAAGCAUCUAAUGGAUACUCGAGCAACUGGACGAUUGUCAUGGCUAAUUGACAUAUUACGUCGUUUGAAGUUGAUUCGCCUUUUGAGUAAAGGAAAUGGAGAAGAUUCAUCCAACAGCUCACAUACUACUCUUACUUAUGCAUUGGAACUUAAACCUUACAUCGAAGAACCUGUCUCAGCUGUUGCAUUAUCAUCCGAUUUCCUUUUUCCUGAUCUUCGCCCUCAAGUUAGACAUGAUUUUGUUCUUUCCAGCAGAAAAGCCGUUGAUGAAUACUGGAGUACAUUAGAGUAUUGUUAUGCUACCGCUAAAUCACGAGCUGCUUUGCACGCAUUUCCUGGAUCUUCAGUUCAUGAGGUAUUUCAUUCCCGAUCAUGGACGUCAGUUCGUGUAAUGACAGCUGAGCAACGAGCUGAGCUUCUCAAGUGCGUGACAAGAGAUGAACCCAAUAAAAAACUUUCAUACAGGGAGUGUCGGAAGAUCGCGAAGGAUCUCAAUUUGACCUUGGAGCAGGUGCUUCAUGUCUAUUAUGAUAAGAGACAACAGCGUCUUACUAGAUUGCCGGGAGUUUCAAAUGCCGAAGUAGAGGAUAAUCAUUCAAUUAAAAGCAAAGACAUUUCAACUUCUCGGAAAAGAAAAAAAUAUUCAGAAAGAAAAUCCUCAGAGUUUGUAAAAGCUAAUAUCGCAGAUGGGCAGCCCAGUUCUGAGAGGACCACCGCUCCAUUAGAUUCGGAUGACCUAUUUACUGAGGCCCAAAACUCUAUUUUAACUUCUGAAGAAGAUUAUGAAUACCAUUUGCAGAGAUAUCUCACUGGUGAUAAUAUAGAGAGCAGAGAAGAGCCAGAAUUCAAUGAAGUAGAUGAGGAAGCCCGCUCUUUUAUUCACAAGUGUGCUUUGUCAAGGUUGAAACCUGGAAGUCGAAGAAAGUUCUCGUGGAACGAAGAGGCAGAUAGGCAAUUGGUGAUUGAAUAUGCAAGAUACCGAGCUGCUCUUGGGGCAAAGUUUCACCGUGUAGAUUGGGCAUCAAUUUCAGCUCUUCCAGCUUCUCCUGAUUCCUGCAGACGAAGAAUGGCAAUAUUGAACAGUUAUAUCCCUUUCAGAAAAGCUGUAAUGAAGCUAUGCAAUAUUCUUGCAGAACGGUAUGCAAGAUACCUUGAGCAAGUCCAGGGAAAAAUGUUGAAUCAUGCUGAUACUGAAAUGAGGGACCAGGAUUACGCAGUUGAAGAAGAAAAUGUGUGCUCCUCAUCAUCUAAAUUUGGAACAUGUUGGGAUAAUUUUGAUGACAAUAUUAUCAAGCGAGCAUUAGAUGAUGUUCUACUAAACAAACGAUUGGCUAAAUUGGAGGCCUCCAAGCAUAUGUGUUCAGAUAAAGAAGACGGGGAAGGAAAAUAUCCCCGUGGCACUGGAAUCACUUCUUCAGCCCCUCAUAGUCAGGAAUUUGAGAAUUGUGAAGAGAAGAGUAGAGCUUGUCCUCAAAGAUCGAGCUCUCGACUGCUUCCUAAAAAGUAUGUGAAACUUUUAAAUGAAGGUGCAAGUGUUAGCAGAAGAGCACAUGAAUCUGUUGCUGUUGCAAAUGCUGCUGAGCUAUUUAAGCUAAUCUUUCUAAGCACAUCGUCAGCUCCUGAAGUUCCUACUCUGCUAGCUGAAACAUUAAGACGUUAUUCUGAGCAUGAUCUUUUUGCCGCUUUUAACUACCUAAGAGAAAAGAAAAUUAUGAUUGGUGGUAGCUAUAAUAGCCCAUUUGUUCUUUCACAGCACUUUCUGCAAAGUAUUUCUUUGUCUCCAUUUCCCAUGAACACUGGAAAGAGAGCUGCUAACUUUGCUUGCUGGCUCCAGGAAAGAGAAACUGAUCUAAUGGAAAAAGGGUUUGAUCUUCCUGAGGAUUUGCAGUGUGGUGAAAUUUUUCAUUUGUGCGCUUUAGUUUUUUCAGGAGAACUAUCAAUUACCCCUUGCUUACCCGAGGAAGGAGUAGGAGAGGCUGAAGAUACCAGAACUUCUAAACGUAAACACGAUAGUAGUGAUAUUUUUGGCGACGACACACCUAAGAAAUCAAGAACAUUGACUGGUGAGGGAGAGAUUAUCUCUCGCCGAGAAAAAGGUUUCCCUGGUAUUAAGUUGCAGUUGCAUUGUGCAACAAUCUCAAGAAUACAUGUUAUUGAAAGGUAUAAAGAUGAGGACUUUAAUUUUGUCACACUUGGCAAAAGCACUCCAACUGAUACUCUCAGUUUGGAGGUUGACCGUAACACAUCACAUUCUGAUGUAGCCGAUCAUGCUAGAGAAAUCCUAGAUUCUGGGACAACAAUCCUUCCUGCAUAUGAUGUGAGUAAAUCACCAUGGGAAGCGAUGACAAGCUAUUCAGAAUAUCUGAUAUCUUUGCGUUCUUGUCAAGAAAAAAGAUUUUCUCUUCAUCCCGAGGUAUUUAAAACUCUUUAUUCAGCCAUUCAAAAGUCUGGUGACCAAGGUUUGAGCAUGAAGGAAAUUUCGAAGGUCUUGAACAUGCAGGGUAAUAUGUUAGAAAUUAUGGUUGAGGUGCUUGAAACAUUUAGGCGAGCUAUAAAGGUGAAUGCUUAUGACGACAUUCGCGUGGUUGAUUCUCUAUAUCGGUCCAAGUACUUUUUGACCCCUGUAGCUGCUGUUCACCAUGAUCAUGUACGGACUCCUCUUAGAGAUCAGAAAAGGAAAAUGGAUGAGGAGCUUAUGUCUAUUGAUUGCAAUAACCAUAUAGAUGAUGUUGCCUGUAGAGACGAGAUUAACAUGAUUGCCAAUAAAGAGCAUAGAGUCACAAUUUUGAAUCUACCUGAAGAUGUUGCUGAUCGUUCUACUGAAAUUCAAAGCAAGGAUAAGAUUACAGGUUAUGAGCAUUCUGAAGUUAUCCCUCCCAAAAUGGAUGGAGGAAUUGAAAUGUGCAGCCUCCAUUCUGUUGAUUCUCAUAUAUAUAGGCCAAUACUGCCGUGGAUGAAUGGAGAUGGUACUGUAAAUGAACUUGUUUACAAGGGUCUUGUACGCCGUGUUCUUGGUAUUGUGAUGCAAAAUCCAGGGAUAUUAGAGGAUGAUAUCAUAAACAAGAUGCGGGCUCUGAAUCCUCAGAGCUGCCGAAAAUUGUUAGAGAUAAUGAUUAUGGACAAUCACAUAGCCACCCGCAAGAUACCUCAGAUGACGUCAUCUCAACCUCCUGCCAUUCUGAGCGACGUUCUCGGGUGUCGCUUUAAAAGCCCAAAGUUAAUCUGCAGAGAGCAUUUUUAUGCAAAUCCCAUGAGCACAAGUCUGUUGUAAGAAAGAUGUAUGUAUUUAGUCUUUUGGAUUAUGACCUGGGGAUAUCUUCGAUAGGCUUUUCAACUUCAAGAAAUGCGCUAAAUUGUACAAAUUCUUAAUUUUCAAGUUUCUGGCAGAAGUUUGGUUUGGGACUAAAUCCAUAAAUGGAGAAAUCCCUAGGUUCCAAUGGGUAUGUAUCAUGUAUGUAGUCUUAUUGUAAUGUGAUCUGCAUCUCCUUUUGGGGAAGCUUUGUAAUGUUAAGAAAAUUAUGGUGACAUUGGCAUUGA